Molecule: messenger RNA, 1352 nt
Organism: Haliotis rubra (blacklip abalone)
Lineage: Eukaryota; Metazoa; Mollusca; Gastropoda; Lepetellida; Haliotidae
Exons: 8
Coding region: 527-1108 (193 amino acids)
Source: RefSeq, a predicted model, not a curated record
AUCGAACCGGAAAUGGAAGCGCACCUGUUUAAAUUUCAUCAGCGAAGAGCCAAACACUAAAUAUGAAUUCAAUAAAAGCUUAUAUGGUAAGUAUGGUUAAUUACAAACCUGUUGAAGUUUAAUGACAGUAUGUUCCACCGCAAGAUUCCAUCAUCAGUUUGUAAAUCUGAUGAUUUUAAUAGUAAAUAACAAUAUCUGUCUGCUCCGGCAAGACUUGUAACUCUCCUGUGUGGAGAUAUGGAAGAUUGUAAUAUCAGAGUUGUUCCCCCUCGAAACGGCAGACGACAAGGAAAACAUAUUAUGGACGCUUCGAUCCCUAAAAAAGAGGAAACGAAAUUUCUCCACUGCGGACAUUGAUAUAAUCGUGUCUGGCGUGGAGAGUAAUUUUGAAACGUUGAUCUCAAGCCUCACAAAUACGGUCACCAACAAUGUAAAGAAGAAGAUCUGGAAAGAUAUCACCACGAAACUUAAUGCAACUGGUGACAUAACAAGGAAUGAAGAGGAGGUCCGAAAGAAAUGGACAGAUAUGAAGGCAUGUGCCAAAAAAUCAGAGUCCGCCAGGAGGCUGAAUGCUAAGAGAACUGGUGGUGGACCACCCCCUGAUGAUCUUACUGUAAUGGAAAAGAGGAUUCUACAAUUAAUUCCUGCCUGUGCUAUUGAGGGGAUUCCAGGAGGCAUAGAAACACCUGUCUUCAGCAUGAUUCCAUCUAUUGCUGAUGAAGCUGAAGAAACAACAUUUCUCUUUGAUUCUCAACAGGAAGUGUUCUUCACACCAGUAACUGCCACAGAUACAGAAGGCAGUUGUGGAGCUAGCACAGAUAAGGACCAAGCUUGUGUGGUGGACACAAUGGUCACUCCUGCUAUUGAAAAAAGAAAACCUAAAGGGAAGCCUCCGGUAAAGAAAACAUCAAAUGAAGAAGACAUUCUGGGAGAAAUCAAAUCCCUUCAAGCACAGGAAGAAAGAAAGAUGUAUCUUUUGGAAGAAAUUCUGUCUGUGCAGCGGGACAUCCGGGACAUCCAAAGACAAAGGCUGGAUCUGGAACGAGAGAAAUUUGAAUAUAAAAAAUCAUUUGGAAAUUCAUUGUCUCCAAUUAUCAAAUUUAAUUAAAGGCACAUGUUUACUUGUGCUGAUGAAAGUUUUCAUGUGUUUGUUUUCUUAUUUGGAUAAAACAUAUGUAUGUAAAAAAUAUAUUUUCCAUAAACACUAAAAAUACUAUAAUGGAGGAUUCACAAGUGUUUCUAUAAAGUGGUUCAGGAUUUUGAAAAACCUGCUACCUUGCCACUUCAGGUAGGACAUGUGGAUAUUACAUGGCUUGUGGACUAGUGGUGGUCCGAUUAAUUGAAAUAAUCGA